Messenger RNA from Osmerus eperlanus (European smelt), 3524 nucleotides. RefSeq lists its product as uncharacterized. Bases 71 to 3292 code for a protein of 1073 amino acids. Gene Ontology annotation, molecular function: RNA binding; zinc ion binding. The record is from RefSeq and is a predicted model, not a curated record. Gene Ontology annotation, cellular component: nucleus. The transcript is spliced from 23 exons. Lineage: Eukaryota; Metazoa; Chordata; Actinopteri; Osmeriformes; Osmeridae.
GUAGGGGAAAUGCAGCACCACCGGAUGCCAACCGCCGUAAAACUAGAAGAAGACGACGAAGAAGAAGAAGAUGAUGGAGGAAAGCGGACACCCCUCUUGUGAGAGUGACACCACCACACACCUUCAAGGCUCUGGAGAUGCACCGAUGAGUACUAUGAACUUGUAUGCCACUCUCGGGCUUUCGCCUGAAGAUGUGGAUGCCCUGGCCCAGAUCCCAGAGAGUGAGAUAAGUGUGGAGACUUUGCCCAUUCUCAUAAUGCAGCUGAAGGCUAAACGAGCCCAAGAAGAAGCGAGGCAGCGAGACGUGUCCCCUAAGAGAGAGAUUAAGAAAGAGCACGCUGAUUCAAGAGACGAUCGUAAAGAAGUCAGUCCCACCUACCCAGAGCCCCACCGGCCAAACUGCCAUGGGGACACAGACUAUAGGAGAGUGGUGAGCUACAAGCGAUUGGAACGGCCAGAAAAGAUGGAGGGGAGGAGAGAUUCCCGUCACUCCAGGCCCCCAAGAGACAAGCUUCCAGAAGGCCGGCCAAAGUUUCCAAUGUCCUAUGAAGUGGAUGACUUCUGUGGAGUUACGCCCAAGGAGCUUCCACACAAAUGCUCUCUGUGCUUAUGCAUGGUCAAUUCUAAAACGACAUGGACAAGCCAUCUCCAUGGACUGCGCCAUGCAGAGGGGAAGCGAAGAAUAAUGCGUUUAUAUCCAGAGUGGGAAAUCCCUGAGAGCACAAACAUGCCAGAUAAUGAUGAUCACUCCCCCCCCAGGAAAGUGCCCCGCCUUUCAGUGCCGUUCAAGAAACCACACAGCUCGGAUCAACUCUCAGGAGAAGCUUGGCCCCUACAAAAAAGACUUAAUUUAAAGCCCAAGACUGGUACAAAGGUGGUGGUCACAAAGUAUCCUCUCGGUGUUGUCAGUGUUGAUCACUUGCUGUCUUUGGCAAAGCCGUAUGGUACAGUCGUCAAACAUCUUGUGUUCCCCACUAAGGGCUUCCUGGAGUUCAGCUCACACAAGGAGGCAUUUAAUAUGGUGAAACAGUUUGGUGAAAAACCGUCUUAUGUGAGGAAUCACAAGUUGACCAUGUACUUGUCACCAACCGUGUGCAGUAUUCAUACACCGAGACUGGAUGAACCAGAGACGCGGCACUCCAAACGUGUGAACAACGCUGUGGUCUGUUUCUCUCAUCUGCCUUCAGGGAAAGAGCAGGAAGCUGAAAUUCUUGAAUUGGCCAAGAUGUUUGGAAGUGUGCACCAUUCAACAUUUUCAAGUGACCAGGCUCUGAUUGAGAUGGUAGACUGGAAGGACGCAGACAUCAUGGUGAAGUACUACCGCUCCAACCCCCUGAAGAUCAAUGGGAAAGGUGUCAAAGUCAGCUUGUCGUCAUCAAGAAAGAGGAUAAGAGAAAGUCCUGAAUCCACCACAUCCAGAAGAGCAGACUCCAGCAAAAGCCACUGCAGCAAGCAUAAAAGCGCAGAGACUGGAGAGACUGAAGAGAAAAACAUGGUAGACGCACAACCUGCCGAGGAAAUUGUGAAAGUUAAAGAAGAAAGCCAUGAAAGCACCUUGGAGGAUCACAAGGAAGACUACACGGAGUCAGAAAACGUUCAACUAGAGGAAGAAGAGGGGAUGAUGGUGGAAGAUGAACAAAGUUUGUUAGAUGACAUCGAUACAGAGACUGGUGCCGAUGAUAAUGUUGAUAAAACUGACAGUUGCAAAAGCACUUCACCCGUGACAGAUGCUGAAGAGAAGAAAGGACUAGAAAACGUUGAACCAUCUGACAAAAGUGUAACAGAUUCGGAUCAAAAGGCUGCCAAUGAUCCAAAUCUUUGCGAUCACGACGACACGAUGGAGCAGGAGAUCUUUCAUGAAGAUGAUGAGGACGUGGACGACAUGAAUUUUCCCGAGAAUAUUGAUGAUUUUGUUACGCUGGAUGAACUUGAUGACGUCGUGGAAGAAGACGAAUCUUUAGGUUCAGACAAGGCACAGGUUGGUGGGUCUGUUGGAAAACAAUAUUGUGCUAGUCAAUGUAAUAAGUUGAUGACAUACUUUGUUCACGGUUCUACGUCAAUUCAGUUGUGUAAAUUAUUUCUAUUUACUGGACUCUUGUUAUUGCAGGUUGGGACGGUGGUUCUUGUUAAGCCUAUCAGAAGAUCCUACGGCCUGGAAGAUGCCCUCUUCCAACUGGCAAAGCCUUUUGGAAAGGUGGUCAACCACGUCAUAUCCUUCUACAGGGAUGAGGCGCGGUUAGAGCUGGAAAGUUCAGAGCAAGCUCAUGAAAUGGUGAAUGCCCUUAGAGACCAAAGGAAAUCGCAGCUUUUCGGGAAACAUGUCAGUGUAGUCAUGUGCAGAGAACUAAAGGAUUUAAAGGAUGGGAAGGUGGUUAUUAUUCAGCGCAUCAGAAGAGCCUACGGCUUGGAAAAGGCCCUCUUCAAACUGGCAGAGCCUUUUGGAAAGGUGGUCAACCACAUCGUAUCCUUCUACAGGCAAGAGGCGCGGUUACAGAUGGAAACUUCAGAGCAAGCUCAUGAAAUGGUGAAUUCCCUUAGAGACCACAGGAAAUCGCAGAUUUUCGGGAAACAUGUCAGUGUAGUCAUGUGCGGAGAGCUAAAGGAAAUAGCGGUGCCUAGUGGGAGAUCCAUCUACAUUGGCAUGCUACCGAUCCAGAAAUACUCUGACAUCUCACUGUUGCGGCUGGCCCAGCCCUUUGGGAAAAUCACUGCUUAUAGCCUGAACUGGCGGCAUAGAAAGUGCUACAUCCAGAUGGAAACGGUGGAAGCAGCUCAGAAGAUGCUGAAGAAGUACGAGUUGCGUUCUCCAAGGUUCUACGGCACCACAUUGAAGAUCUGCCUGUGUAGGAAGGGGGAUUCACUUAUACCAUGGAAACGUCCAGUCAAGUACGAGCUGUGGCUGGCCCGGAAGAACAGCGCUAAGGCUCUUCAAGAAGAUCAAGGGGGCGAGGGGACAGGUGUCCAAUCCUCUGCAAGUUCCACUACCCGACGGAGUUCCAUGGAGGAGGAUGGAUCGAUGUCUGAGAGUGAAGGGAUCUGUGGAGACCCUGAGUGUGACCAGGCUGAUGCAGCCAGUGAGGACCUUGAGCAGGAGGAACCUCUAGGUCCUUAUCAACCCAACAAGCCUGUGGGGUUAGACUAUUUGGUACAAAGAACUGGAUUAUUCUGCAAGUUGUGCAACAUGUUCUACACCAACGAGAAAACAGCCAAAUCUGUCCACUGCAGCAGCAAGGAACAUUACGAAAAUCUGAAGAGAAAAGUAGAGGGAGAGAAGCAGCCUUUGGCUGAUUGAGAUGACUGGUAUCCUAUUCGUAUAUCCUACACUUCACAGUGGAAGACCUGCCUUCUAAACGUAUCGGUUUAUUUUGUUGACAUUCCUUCAUGUACUGAUGACAUGAUUUGAACCCAUCUGGAGAAUGGGUGCUGUGAAGCCAUAUUGAGUAUAUAGAUCUUAUUAUAGUACAUGUGUAGUGACCUUGAUCAGUUCUUUUCAAAACAACAAAAUAAAACAUUUAUGAAACACA